Messenger RNA from Aureobasidium pullulans EXF-150, 3096 nucleotides. RefSeq names its product Adaptor protein complex AP-3 delta subunit. The annotation marks the transcript as partial. Gene Ontology annotation, cellular component: AP-3 adaptor complex; endosome membrane; membrane coat. The transcript has a single exon. The record is from RefSeq and is a predicted model, not a curated record. Gene Ontology annotation, biological process: Golgi to vacuole transport; protein targeting to vacuole. Lineage: Eukaryota; Fungi; Ascomycota; Dothideomycetes; Dothideales; Saccotheciaceae.
UUCGAGAAAGACCUCUAUGCCCUUAUUCGGGGCAUGAGGAACCACAAGGGCAAUGAGAAGGAAUACAUCCAGAACAGCCUGAAGGAAUGCCGCCGCGAAGUACGGAGCCCCGACAUGGACAACAAGGCCACCGCCCUGCUCAAGCUGGUCUACCUCGAGAUGUUCGGCCACGACAUGUCAUGGGCCUCGUUCAACGUCCUCGAGGUCAUGUCCAGCCAGAAGUACCUGCAGAAGCGUGUCGGCUACCUCGCUGCCGUCCAGACUUUCCGUCCCGAUACCGAGGUCCUCAUGCUGGCCGAGAACCUGCUCAAGAAGGACUUGAACUCGCCGCAACUGCCUACUAUCGGCCUUCCGCUUGUCACCAUCCCUCAUGUCGUCAACCCUUCCAUGGCAAACUCGCUCUUGACCGAUCUCCUGCCACGCCUUACCCACUCCUCGCCCGCUAUCCGCAAGAAGACAAUCGUCACCCUCUACCGUCUAGCCCUCGUGUAUCCUGAAACUCUCCGUCCAGCAUGGCCGAAGAUCAAAGAACGUCUCCUCGACGAGAACGAAGACUCGAGUGUCACGGCUGCUAUCAUCAACGUCGUUUGUGAACUUGGCUGGAGAAGACCACAUGAUUUCCUGCCUCUGGCUCCUCGUCUGUUUGAACUACUAGUUCAGGGCUCCAACAACUGGAUGGCUAUCAAGAUCAUCAAGCUUUUCGCUACUCUCGUACCCCUGGAGCCUAGGUUAAUCAAGAAGCUACUGCCUCCACUAACCACUUUGAUUAAGACAACCCCGGCUAUGAGUUUGUUAUACGAGUGUAUCAACGGUAUCAUUCAAGGUGGCAUCCUGGACGGAGCAGAAGGCACUGUUGAGGGUGAUGAGAUUGCUCGUCUCUGUGUUAGCAAACUGCGUGGGAUGCUCGUGGUCGAAGGCGAUCCGAACCUGAAAUACGUCGCUCUGCUCGCUUUCACCAAGAUUGUAGCUUCCCAUCCUCAGCUUGUCGCUCUACAUUCAGAUGUUGUUGUUGAAUGUAUCGAUGAUCCAGAUAUCUCGAUUCGAACAAGAGCUCUUGAACUGGUUUCUGGCAUGGUAGAUGGAAGCAACCUUAUGCCAAUCGUCGAGCGUCUUCUCCGACAGCUUAGAGAGGCCACUCCCGCUUCGGCUUCUGACGAUCCGAUCAACGACAGAGGCAUGCAUGGCGGUGUUGUUCCCUCAGGAGACUCGGACGAUGAAGAGGCUGCCGAAUCAUUGCGAAGAAGAGAAGCGCGCUCGUCAAAAGCCCUUCCUCUUCCUGAAGACUACCGUCAGAGUGUCAUUGAGAACAUACUCGAUAUGUGUUCAAGAGACACGUACGCCAACAUUUCAGACUUUGAAUGGUACAUUGGAAUUUUGGUUGACCUUGUUGGCCACUGCCCGACGGUGGGCGCUCAAGCAUCAGACAGCUCUUCUACCAAGUCGACAACAAAUGUUGCCCAAAGCAUUGGUCUCGAACUUCAGAACGUUGCCGUUCGCGUGAAGAGUGUACGACCAGAGGCAGUUGCUGCAGCACAGUCAUUGAUCAUUGUAGAGCGCAGAAGAGACCUGUUCCCUGCUUCUGGAAACGGAGCACAGGCUGUACUGGCUUCCGUAGCCUGGAUGGUUGGUGAAUACCCUGACCUGCUUCCCGACCCGCAAGCGGUCUUGAGUUCGCUACUUCACACCUCUAGCGCUCAACUUCCUGCGAGUAUCCUUGCCAUCUACAUCCAAGCUAUUCCCAAAGUUUUCGCACGCCUGACAUCUAACCAAGAAAGAUCAUGGACUGCAUCCAGGAAAUCACAAUCCGAUCUGCUCAUGGCCAGAAUCAUCCACUUCUUGGAGCCACUUGUACAACAUCCACAUCUUGAAGUCCAGGAGCGAGCCGUCGAGUAUCUUGAGUUGAUGCGCGUCACAUCCGAAGCGAUUCAAGCUCAUGCUGUUGAGGGCGAAGACGACGGGUUUGUCGACCCGCCGCUACUACUUACCCAAGCUAUACCUUCCUUGUUCAUGGGCCAGGAGCUGAAUCCUGUUGCUAGUGGUGCUCUUAGCAAAGUGCCACUCACUGACGGCUUGGAUCUUGACACGCCUAUCAACGACAACUUGCAAAUACUCCUAUCACAAGCGGACUAUGACGACAUGUCGUUCCCAGACGAGGAUAACGUUUCCAAGUUCUACUUCGAGAAGCCAUCAGCAGUGGCAAUCCAGCCAGCGACUGCGGCUGAUUAUCUAGAACCCAAGGAAGCCACGCAGACCGGAUCUUACCAAUCCGAGGAUCGCAACAUUGAUCCAAAGGACAUUGCUAAGAAGAAGGCUGAAAGGCGCGAGCGUUAUAGAGAUGAUCCGUUCUACAUCGACUCGGAGCGAGUAUCAGGAACCUCAACACCACUGCAUAAUAUUCUCAAGAGCAGUAAUGGCGAAGAACUGGACAUCGACUCGAUUCCCAUCAUGGAUCUGCAACUCGACAGCAACAACACAGCAGCUGAAGCAGAUCGUCUACGAAAGUCCAAGGCAUCCAAAAAGUCUCGUAACAAACGUGUUGAGAUUGCUCAAGAUGAGACUAUAGGAGACGAUGACGCCCCUGCCGCGGCGGCAGUUCCCACCAAAGCCUCCCUACUCAGCAGACCCAAGAAGUCUCUUCUGCAUGUCGACAGCAGUGGUCUCUCGUCCCUCUCGCUAUCAGAGAAUGCAACUGCUCGCGAAACACAACUAGACUUUGAACGCCGCCAACAAGAGGAAGAAGAAAUGGCAAAGGCAAUCAAAGAAGUCGAACGCGCGCGUCUGGAAAUGCAAAGGGCACAAGAAAGAGUGGAAGCAACACAUAUCCCCGAAGAAGGCACAUUGGUCAAGCGCAAAAAGAAGAAGACGAAACCAAAGGCCCCUGAAGAGGAAAAGCCUGUAGAGUGUGAAAAGGCGGGUGACGAUGCAGAAGGUACGACAGCGGCCAAAAAGAAGAAAAAGAAGAAGGCCAAGGAGGAGAAUGUGGAAGAAGCAGCUGGUGAUGCAGGUGCAGAGGUAGAAGCCGCGACUGUCAAAACGAAGCGGAAGAAGAAGAGGCAGAUCAACUUUGAUGAGCAAGGGGACGCUCCCGCGGCCUGA